Arachis duranensis is the source of this 1157-nucleotide messenger RNA. RefSeq lists its product as uncharacterized. The record is from RefSeq and is a predicted model, not a curated record. NCBI's taxonomy places the organism in Eukaryota, Viridiplantae, Streptophyta, Magnoliopsida, Fabales, Fabaceae. The transcript is spliced from 2 exons. Bases 434 to 871 code for a protein of 145 amino acids.
UCUAAUUUUUUCUAUUCAAUCUAGCCGACAAUAUGAUUUCACAAUUUUUUAAAUAAUUUUACAUAAAUCCAUUUCCAUGGCCCACAAAUCCUUCAAUUUCUUGAUUGAAUAAGAAAGGAAGAAGCCAGAAAAGGCAUGCCAUCUUCUGCAUAGGGUAUGGAUGCUACAGGACACAAAUUUGCUGUGACUUAUCAAAGUGGUGGAAGAUAGUUACCAGAAUUUCUAAGGGUUGUAAGACUUUUAUGAUCAAUUGCUGCUUCUAAACUCUAAUUUGUAGAUACUAUAAAAAAGUUCAACUCUUAAUCAUGCUUCAAACUAGAAUGAAGGUUGAUCAUGAGUUUUUCAUCAUUUUUCUACUGCUACAAAGUAAAAGUUUGAAACUUUGAGUACAGUAUCAUUGGUAAAGAACCUUUGUUGUUUUUGAAUCAAUAAUAUGGGCUGUUAUUCUUGUUUUUUCUUGAUCUGUGUUCUUCACUCUGCAAUAGCACUUACCAGUGGGGCCUUAAUGGUAUUCUACACCAAAGAGAUAUUUAUCAUUGGGCAUGGAAUUGAAACAGCAAGCAAGCUUCAAGGGUCAACACCCCAUGAUCAGCUUCUGAUUCAAACCUCAGAUUCAUUCUCAGGGUUGCUGCUGUUCACAAUUGGGUUCCUUGUGUUCAUGGUUUCUAGUGUGAAGGACAGUGAGUUCCAAAGCUUCUUUGCAAAAGGGUGUGUGCUCCUUCACAUUUCAAUGGCUAUUUGGAGGUUCUGCUUUGAGAGGGAGGUUGAGGAUCUUGCAUAUGAUUGGCCAAGGCAUGCUGUUGGAGACAUUGCUUUGGCCAUUUCAUGGGUCUUCUUUCUUGUCUACUCAUGGGGUGAAAAAUAUGAUUAGUUGUUUUUGUUAUUGUAAAUAUAAUUAUGUAGUUUGUCAAUAAUAGAGGAGUAAGUAUUUUGUAAUUUGUAAAUUAAGAAAUACUACUUGAAUAUGUGUUGUUAAGAAGGGUUUAGUUUUUGAAGAAUUAAGUGCAAGUUAUCUUUGUUAUUGUUGUGGAUGUUUUUGAGUUUGAGGAAGAAAAUUGCUGUUUUGGUAGGUCGGGAAACACAGGUUACUUUUGGUAGUUGUGGUCAUGUGUAUCAGAUUUUCACCUAGUAAAUUCUUACCUCUAUUGGAUCCUUAA